This is a messenger RNA of Radiomyces spectabilis, 2028 nucleotides long. Its product is annotated as transmembrane amino acid transporter protein-domain-containing protein. The record is from RefSeq and is a predicted model, not a curated record. The transcript has 5 exons. NCBI's taxonomy places the organism in Eukaryota, Fungi, Mucoromycota, Mucoromycetes, Mucorales, Radiomycetaceae. Gene Ontology annotation, biological process: amino acid transmembrane transport. Gene Ontology annotation, molecular function: amino acid transmembrane transporter activity. The coding region runs from base 144 to 1568 and encodes 474 amino acids.
CUUUUUUUCAUAUUCCAUUUUUUUCCCCUUUGCUACUAUCCAAUUUUUUUUUCUUGCUCGCCCUCUUUGUUCUUUCCUUUCCUUGCCUCUCUUUCACAAUACUCCAUCACCCCGAUUGUUCCAUUUCUGCAAAAUAGGAAAUAAUGACCAGUCACUCCAGGGAGUUGUUCUACGACAGCAGCAGCAGCAUCCUUGUCUCGUGCACCAGCCGCGAAAGUUGUUCAACCAGUAUCACGGAAGCCAGCUCACUCGUUCAAUGCAAUACGCAUGACACCCAAUAUGGCGCUGCCAAAGUUAGCAUGGAAGCGCUUCAAGCGGAAAAACCGGGUUAUGGAACGUGCACUGUUUUCGGAGCAUCAAUGAAUCUCGUGAAUGCCAUGAUGGGCACUGGCAUUAUCGGGCUACCUUUGGCUUUGCAUUACUGUGGAUUCUGGCUCGGUCUGGUAUGUUCGGUCAUUGUCGCCUUCCUCACCGGUACCGCCAUGCACCUUACAGUUCUCAGCGGCAUGGCCCUUCACGAAUAUAGUUUGGGCGGUUUAUGCCAAUGUCUUUUAGGCGAUAUUGGAUCACAAGUCGUUAAUUUUAUUGUAUUCUUCCACACGGCUGGCACCGCGGUCUCUUAUUACAUCUUGUUGGGUGAUACGCUACCGGCAUUGCUCGGUCAUUAUUUUCCCCAAGUGCCGUAUAUCAGCGAUCGACGGUAUGCCGUGAUUUGUUUUGGACUCUUUUGUAGUCUGCCACUAAGCCUGACGCGAUCGACAGCACGUAUCACCAAGUGGUCCACGUUGGGGGUCAUGUUAUUACCCUUUAUGCUGUUGGGGAUCAUCAUCCGUGUCCCCAAGUAUGCACCAUCCCCCUUGGAACUCGAAGUGGCGGCGGUUUCUCCAGACAUGUUCAAGGGAUUAGCAAUCAUGGGACUGGCAUUUGGCUGUUCUCAAAACAUCUUCGGCGUGUACCUGUCGCAACGAGAUCAACGACCGUCCCAAUGGCUUCACGCAACGUCGAUUGCCAUUCUCUUGGCAUACCUGGCCAACUUUGUAUUUGCUGUCAUGGGAUACCUUUGUUUCGGUAAAAAUGUUCAGGCCAACGUCUUGCUUAACUUUCCCAUGGAUGACGGCGCCAUUAAUCUGGUACGUCUUGCUCUCGGCCUGUUCAUGGUGCUCACCAUACCGCUUUGUAUUCACCCAUGUCGAGAAGCCGUACAAAAAAUGAUGGGGCUGAAUGAGAACGGGCGCAUCACGACAAAUAAAGAACAUGUGCUGGUCACCAUCGGUGUCUUUAUCCUUAUUCUAUGUUUCGGCGCCACGCUUACUUCCCUUGGUAAAGUCUUUGAUGUGGUCGGUGGAUUUUCCACUAUCGCCUUGGGCUUCUUAUUACCUGGGGCGGCUUACAUCCGAAUUUUCUUGCCUCACUUGAUCUACGGCGAAGCAACAAAGCUUCCACUUUUGGAGCCUUCGCAAGGCAACGGACUGCAGCCUACGUGGGGUUUGAUGGUGAUCGCUUUUAGUCUAGUCUGUAUUAGUUUCCCAAUCAUGUACUUUGCCAUUGUAGACGCUAUUCUGGCAUAAACGUCAUCCAUCAAAUACCCGUUAUCCCAGUCUUCAACUUUGCAUGCACGAAUUCAUUGAGGAUAAGAGGAUCCGAUGGCAGUAACACGAGUGUCAGCCAUAACAUGGACAAUGCAAUACAAGCGUUCUAUAUGAAAGAAAAUCGCAAAAAGAUUGAUGCAGGAGUGCCGUAUACCAGGAGAAAUGGAGUUUUGUCGGCGCGUGAUCAUCCCAUCCGCCAGUAAGAUGAGCCAUGAUUUGAGGGACACAAUAUUCCUAUACUACCUAGAGAUUAUUCCCGAGAUCAAACCACAUAAUAUGACGCCAAACCCCCAAGUCAUUAUUGUCUUGUCUCUGUUUAUUGAUCAAGGAAGCGGGAUUGACCGUCGAAUAAAAGUAUACAAGAUCCGCGACAUAUAUUUACUCAUCAGCAGACGAUUAAGUUUUUGUCGAGAUACUGUAAAACGACAGAGUAAUUCAC